AACUUCGUAGACAUCAAAAGCAAUUAAGCAAACACUCGUAAAAAAAGAAAAACAUACGAAAAGAGCAAAGUUCGAACCUCUCUCUCUCUCUCUUAUAAUGGCUCUCUCAAAAUCUCUAGGGUUCAUUCUCCUCGCCGCUUUUUUCGUUUCGUUCACGGUGGCUCAAUCUCCGGCACCAGCUCCAUCUAACGGAGGAAGGCGGAUCUCUCCGGCGCAUUCACCUAAGAAUGCGAUGUCUCCUGCACCAGCUGUUUCUCCUACUCCUCAAACCGCGUUGACUCCAGAAUCCUCCGCCUCUCCUCCAUCGCCACCAUCAGCAGAUUCUCCUUCAGAUUUGCCGGCUGUUUCUCCCUCCUCUAUCUCCAACUCGCCUGCUCAAGCUCCCGCUCCCGUAAGCGGCGCCGUUUCUAACAGCUACGCGGUCUUUGGAUCCGUCGCUGUUAUGUUAACCGCUGCCGUUUUGGCUAUGUAGGUUCUUUGCAUGGAUUUUUUUAGAAUAACUAGGUAUUUAUUUAUUUAAAAUAUUUGCAGAGAGUGAUGAUUAUUUAUUUUUCCUUUUUAUUAUUUCGGAUUACUAUUUGUUUCUCAUUUUUGUUGAUCUCAUGAGUCCCAUACAUAUUAAUAUAUGAGUUUACCAGA
Brassica napus (rape) is the source of this 639-nucleotide messenger RNA. RefSeq names its product classical arabinogalactan protein 1. The record is from RefSeq and is a predicted model, not a curated record. NCBI's taxonomy places the organism in Eukaryota, Viridiplantae, Streptophyta, Magnoliopsida, Brassicales, Brassicaceae. The transcript has a single exon. Bases 98 to 472 code for a protein of 124 amino acids.